AUGGCAACCAUGACACCCACAUUGCGGCCACUGAGCUGUUGGAAAUUUCUUUUGAGGCAAUCGAGACAACAGAAGACCAUUGCCAGGUCUUUGACUACAUAUCAUCACUCGAAACCGGCGUCGCAGACUCCUCUUCAGACUCAAGCUGUCCGAAAAAUCAAAACCUAUCCUCCACCCUCAUCGCCAGCUCAGAUCUUCAAGGAACCAAUAAAAAACAUUCACGCAGAGCAAAUUGCCGUCCUCGAUCCCACUGGUGCCCGUACCAAUCUAUUUUCUAAAACAAACCCAGAAGCGGCCAGAGUUGGCGAUAUUCUUCUAGUACGACUCAAAACUGGCGAUCCAUUUGCCGGAGUAUGCAUCAACAUUCGACGACGUGGUGUGGAGACGGGCAUCUUAUUGAGAAAUGAGUUGACGAGAGUGGGUGUCGAGAUGUGGUAUAAGAUAUACAGCCCCAACGUGGAAGGUAUCGAGGUGGUACAGAGAAAGGCUAAGAGAGCCAGAAGAGCCAGGUUGACAUACAUGAGGAAGCCCAAGCAUGAUAUGGGUAGUGUGCAGAAUAUCGUCUUGCAAUACCAAAGAACGAGAGGUGUAUUGGGAAGACCUGAUGGUGAGAGGAGGCAAACUAGUAAGAAGAAGACAAAGGGAAAGAAAUAA
Botrytis sinoallii is the source of this 654-nucleotide messenger RNA. RefSeq lists its product as uncharacterized. Gene Ontology annotation, biological process: translation. NCBI's taxonomy places the organism in Eukaryota, Fungi, Ascomycota, Leotiomycetes, Helotiales, Sclerotiniaceae. Bases 1 to 654 code for a protein of 217 amino acids. The transcript is spliced from 2 exons. The record is from RefSeq and is a predicted model, not a curated record. Gene Ontology annotation, molecular function: structural constituent of ribosome. Gene Ontology annotation, cellular component: ribosome; mitochondrial large ribosomal subunit.